Molecule: messenger RNA, 2025 nt
Organism: Ornithodoros turicata
Lineage: Eukaryota; Metazoa; Arthropoda; Arachnida; Ixodida; Argasidae
Exons: 3
Coding region: 210-1967 (585 amino acids)
Source: RefSeq, a predicted model, not a curated record
CCAAUGGCCAAGGCCAAUCCAAAACACCAAGGUUUGCGCCAUUUCCACACGUGCUUCUCUGAAUACUCUUAUGGUUGGUCAUCGUGAUUAGUGUAUUGGAAUUAUAUGAUUGUAAAUUGCGCGUGAAAGUUGUUAAAAGGUGCCCGUAUUCACCAACUUUUGCUAGACUGUGCCUUUCUUCGUGACGAUCGCAUAAGAAGAAAUCUGGCAUGAUGGACGGCGCGAAGACGGCGACGAAGAAUAAGGUUAAGAAACGACUGCCGAAAGCCGUGGUGAAGGCACAAGAAGGAAUUGAUUCGCCGUCGCACGGUAACGAUGCCGUGAAACGAAAGCGGCCGUCUAAGCAAGCUGCGGACGACGACGGUGAGAAGGGCAAGAUGAAUGGUCCAAUCACGAAGAAACGGAAGGUUCAAAAACUUCACUCGAACGCCGUUGCACAGCCGAAAGUUGAUUCCGCAUCCCAGGGUGGCGAUAACGUCAAAACAAACCAGGCUGUCAAGCGGGCCUUCCCUCAAGAAGGUAAGGAAAGUGUCACUACAGGACAGCUGAAGAAACUUAAGCUCAAGCAAAAAAAGAAAACCGACGAAGAGAAACGCGAUGGGGUGAAGCCUGGGGUGCAAGCAAAACAUAAAAAAACGGUACAUAACCCUGAAACAGAGGAUCUAGGUAACAGUGACAAAAUAAAACAACCCGAGCAUAAAAAGAAACCACGGAAACCUGAAAGAGAGAGCCAAGUUAAUAGUGAAAAAACGAAACGGACAAAUCCUAAAUUGCGUACAGAGAAACAAAGGUUUGUACAUAGUGACGGUGCAGCCAGCCAAAGCAACGGUGACAGAACGGAAGAAUUGAAGCCCGAAAUGCAAGCAAACGAGGAAAACCUUGCACGUAGUCCCCAUGAGAAUGAAGAAACCAGCAGCAACAAGACAAAACAAUCUAAACGUAAAAAGCAAGCACAGAAGUCUAAGAGAGAGAGCCAGGUAGAUAGCGAAAAAAUGAAACCGACAAAGCCUAAAUUGCAUAUAAAGAAACAAAGGUUUGUGCGGAGCGACGGCACAGCCUACCAAAGUGACAGUGACAGAACGGAGCAGUUGGAGCCCGAAACGCAAGCAAACGUGCAAACUUUUCCAUGUAGCGCCCACGAGAAUGAAGAAACCAGCAGUGACAAGACAAAAUAUAAAAAGCAAGCACAGAAGCCUGAGAGAGAGAGAGACGUAAAUAGCGCAAAGGCAAAACAGACGAAGGCUAAAAUGCAUUUCAAGAGACAAAGGUUUGUACGAAGCGACGGCACAGCCUACCAAAGUGACAGUGACGGAACGGAGCAGUUGAAGCCCAAAAUGCAAGUAAAUGAGGAGAACUGUACACAUAGCCCCUGUGAGAACGAAGGGACCAGCAGCAACAAGACGAAACAACCUAAGCAUGAACAGCAAACAAGGAAGCCAAAAGUUGCACAUAUCCCUGACAGAGAAGACCAGUGUACCAGUGACAAAACGGGAGAGGUAAACCAUAAAUUCCAUACGAAGAAGCAUGUACAUCCUAAUCCCGAAAUGCAAGCAAACACGGAAAACAUUGCACAUGAGCCCUACGGGAAGGAAGAGACCGGCAGUUACAAAACAAAACUGGCGCGCCCAAGAAGGCAAAAAGGAAGAAAGAAGAUUAUACCAGUCAAGGAACGUGUUGCUUCUAAAGAACCUUCACUGUUGUACCUUCAUGCUUUUGGAACACCUGUAUGGAAGUUUUGCAAGAAGAAACAAUAUUGGCUAAUCGAGAAUGCGUUUGAUGAGGACUCUCUUGGAGAGGAUGACUUCCAGCUCUUCCUGCAGUACAUUGAGAACAUGCGAGGAGUUGCACGUCAGGAACUUCAGGUCUUAGCUAACAACCUUGUAAACAGAUAUUCCUCUUCGAAAGAUGGUGCAUCAGCGAAGCAGUACGAGAGGGCACGAUCUGUUAUACAGAUGUUGGCGGAAUAAUUUGGGCCUCGGUUUUACCUCAUUGAUGUAAUUAUUUCAUAAAGUCAUUCCUCGGUAA